AUGCAGGAUCAUCGCUAUCAGUCGACCCCAUCUUCGAAUGUUCCUUUAUCCGGCAACGUGGGUUUAUACUCGACUCCAUGCUCAUUCCCAAACAACAAUAGUGCAUCCUCACCGUUACUCGGUGGAACACAAGUACAACCAGCUAGCGAAGGAUUACAGAUUCGAGUCGUGGGUGCUCCCGAUAAAUCGCGAGUGGAAACGCAAGCCCGUUUAUGCAUUCAAUUGCUAACGAGCAGUGGCACCAAAGUAUCUAAUUGGUCCUAUCUCAAGCUUCCUGAACGAUUGCUUUCUCGAUCUCGUUUAAAGCGCGCUAUCCAACAACAACAACAACAGCGUGUAUCCACGGCAACACCGCCAUCAUCACCCGAAGGGGUCAAUGGCAUUUUAUUAUCAGACGAAUCGCAAGUUCUUCAUUUAGACGCUCGAGUAGUGUGUGCCACCCAACGUGAACAACCGGUGUAUGUGUGUCCUGCUUGUAUCCAGCGUGAACGUAAAAGAGCCGAGCGUUCAAAGACAGGGAAUAGCCAAAACUCUCGACGACUACUUGACAUUCCAGAACAGGAUCGCAUCUUGCUCUUCAAUUGUGGUCCCAUGGUGAAUUUCACUUCUGGCGAUGCUAUUCUACCAACGCGGAUUGCGUGUUAUUGCCGUCACCAUAACGAAAAGGUUGGCUUCAAGAUUGAAUUUACAAUGCGGGAUCACAAAGGGAACGUGAUUGCUACGGGUCUUUCACCGCCGAUCCUUAUCACGGAUGAUCACAAGAGUACUCGUCAGAAAAAAGGAAACGCAUCGACCACCACCAGCACUUGCAUACAACCACAAAGAAAGCGUACAAGGUUAUCUUCUAUGGAUGAUGAACCCACUUCAACCAACAAGUCUCCCCGUUUACAACAUCCCUCCACUACCACUACUACUACUACUACCCCUCCACUCACUUCAUCAUCACGUCCUGGUUCCUUAUCUCCUUUACCAUUGCUUGCUGAUUCUCAGCUACUAUCUUCAGCCCCAUCUUCAGCACUACCAACACCUUGUGACGAGCGUCGUCUCUCUUCACUAUUCGAUACAACAAGCUGCUGCAAUGAUACUCCAUCCACAAUGUUACCCAUAACAACAACAACAUCCACCACACAGCCACAUUCACAUCCACUCGAGCAUCCCAAUCAAUCCAUACCCUCUACUCCCACGGCAACAGCUGUAGUACCAUCCUCUUACAUAUCACCUAGCCUUCUUCAUCAUCCUCAUCAUCCUCAUCAUCAUCAUCCCCAUCAUCAUCAACCAACCAAGCCCACACCCCAAUUGGAUCGAUUAGUACCUGCUCAUGGUUCCACUUAUGGUGGCAGUGAAGUGACCAUCCUUGGCUCUGGAUUCUACCGUGGUAUCACAUGCCUAUUUGGAGAACAUGCUGCUACAACCAUUUAUUGGAACCCGAAUACACUCGUUUGCAUUCUCCCACCAGCAGUCCAACCUGGGCCAGUGGUCGUGUCCUUUAAAGAACAUUCAGUGGUCCUUGAUCGAUCAACAUCCAAUGCUCUCACACAACCAUUAUCGGAUAACACCAGCAACAAACAAGUGCCUAUUUUCACUUAUCAAGAUACAAACGACAAUGCGCUUCUUGAACUUGCACUGCAAGUCGUUGGUCUCAAGUCUACUGGAAAGCUACAAGACGCUAAAAAGAUCGCCAUGCAAAUUGUACAACAAGCAGGUGAUCCUAUCUUUUUGACACCAUCCUCAUCAUCAUCCCACUCCUCGCAGCAGCAUCUUUGA
This is a messenger RNA of Lichtheimia ornata, 1764 nucleotides long. RefSeq lists its product as uncharacterized. NCBI's taxonomy places the organism in Eukaryota, Fungi, Mucoromycota, Mucoromycetes, Mucorales, Lichtheimiaceae. The transcript has 4 exons. Bases 1 to 1764 code for a protein of 587 amino acids. The record is from RefSeq and is a predicted model, not a curated record.